AUUCCUUGCGAGAUGAAGCACGUAUUAACUUUGCUGACUCAGUGUUGAGUCAGUGAAGUUGAUAUGAGAGAAGAAAAACUUCAAUAAAACUAAAAUAAUUCUCGAAUGCACUCCUUUCUCUUGACCAAACAUGACAGAGAGUCAGGAAUGUGAUGACCAGAUGUUAAUCGAGGACGACGGGCUUCGCUGUGUUGUCAAAAUGGAACCUGAAACAAGGGAGAUUUCAAAGAGAAUCAUCUUGUUAAUAGCGUGCUUGAGUGCUCUGUGUGACUGCCUCCUGUUGUCUGUAAUCGUACCAAUUAUACCAGUAUAUUUGGAUGUAACUGAAAUACCAACAACUAGACCACAGAUUGCUGCCAACUCAACAAGCAACAAAACAUUUGCAACUGUUUCCCCAUCAACAGCAAUAGAUUCAUCCAUGGAUCUUAAAAUUGGGGCUCUAUUUGCAUCCAAAGCCUUUGUUCAGAUUAUGGUGAAUCCAGCAGCAGGGCAUCUAACAGAAAGAGUGGGUUACAGCAUCCCAUUAUACAGUGGUUUUUGUGUCUUAUUUGUAUCAACUCUGGUGUAUGGCUUUGCAUCAGGAUAUUGGCUUCUCUUUGUAGCAAGGGCCAUUCAGGGGUUAGGAUCUUCUUUUGUUCUCAUUUCUAGUUUAGCAAUGCUUGCAGCUGCCCACCCUGAUGAUAACGAACGUGGGACAGCAAUAGGUAUAGCAAUGGGAGUGACAGGUCUUGGUGUCCUAGCUGGGCCGCCCUUUGGAGGAUUGUUUUACAGUAUUGGAGGCAAGGGCCUUCCAUUCUUCAUACUUGCUGGUUUCAUUUUUUUAACAUUUGUGUUGGUGGUUAUUAGUCAGAAGCCAGUUAUGCCAAAAGAUACAGUAAAACCCACCCUCAAGGACUUGUUGUCAGAUCCUUACAUUCUGAUUGCCAGUGGUGCUGUAUGUUUCUGCAACAUGUCAUUUGCUCUGCUAGAACCAACAUUACCAAUAUGGCUGUUAGAAACUAUGGAUGCCAAGAAAUGGCAGAUAGGUCUUAUUUUCCUGCCCUCUACUGGAGCAUACCUUAUAGCAACACCACUCUUAGGAAAACUGGGCAAUAUCAUCGGCAGGUGGCUUGCAUCUCUGAUUGGACUUGUGUUGGUUGCUGUUAGUUUAUUUGUGGGUGAUUCAUUCUCACCUCUCCCCCGUGAGGAGAGUCAGAAGCAUAUAACUCAGAAUAGGUUAUAUACUUCUGGCGGUAUAGAGCGUGUUGUAAAUCAUCAAGUGAAGAAAGGUGAUGUGCUGUGCUUCGUUCUUUUUUACUUGUUCAUCUUCUAGAACAGAAAGAUCGCCAGCAAGUUGCAAGUAGCAGAAAUUUCGGUUAUUACGACCCGUACACUUUUGUUUCUGCAGAAAUCAAAAUAUCGAACAUCCGCUUGAUAGCACUCACAAAAGCUUUCGUGCUUCACGAUAGUAUUGAUAAGCGGCGGUUUCCUGUUUCAUGGAUCGUCGCUUGCGAGACUCCACAAUGUCCUGUAGAGUGCCAACACCUUCAUGAGAUUAAUCAUUUCAUCAAGGAAUUUCCUUAAGUGAGGGCAGAUUUUCCUUGUCACGGAAUGGACAGUAAUUAACAUUAACAUAUAAUUGAUGCUUUCCCAUCAGCUGUUCUGUAUUUUUACACAUUGU
This is a messenger RNA of Pocillopora damicornis (cauliflower coral), 1660 nucleotides long. Its product is annotated as synaptic vesicular amine transporter. NCBI's taxonomy places the organism in Eukaryota, Metazoa, Cnidaria, Anthozoa, Scleractinia, Pocilloporidae. Gene Ontology annotation, molecular function: serotonin:sodium:chloride symporter activity. Gene Ontology annotation, biological process: aminergic neurotransmitter loading into synaptic vesicle; transmembrane transport. The record is from RefSeq and is a predicted model, not a curated record. Gene Ontology annotation, cellular component: synaptic vesicle membrane; terminal bouton.